This is a messenger RNA of Telopea speciosissima, 741 nucleotides long. RefSeq lists its product as uncharacterized. Bases 1 to 741 code for a protein of 246 amino acids. NCBI's taxonomy places the organism in Eukaryota, Viridiplantae, Streptophyta, Magnoliopsida, Proteales, Proteaceae. The record is from RefSeq and is a predicted model, not a curated record. The transcript has a single exon.
AUGGAAGGCCGAAGGGAAUUGUGGAGGGAUUUGGGCUCAAUUGCUAACUCUAUUCUUGAUCCUUGGGCAGUCCUUGGGGAUUUUAAUGUGGUUCGUUACCAGCAUGAGAAAAUUGGUGGGGAUUCUAUUCGGCAAGAGGCUGUAGAUGAGUUUAACUCUUUUAUUGAUGACUCUGGGCUAGUUGAUCUGAAAUGGAAGGGGGAAUUUUUGACCUGGAAUAAUAGACAAGAUGGGGAUGCUCGGAUUUGUUGCAAGUUGGAUAGUGUUAUGGUGAACUUGGCUUGGAUUGAUGUGCUCAGGUCUUCAGAAGUUGACUUUCUUCCUCCGGGUCUCUCUGACCAUUCCCCUAUGGUGUUGACCAUCUUUGAUGAUGCUAAUUUUGAUCCUAAACCUUUUAGAUUCUUUGAGGCUUGGAUUGGGAGGAAUGGGUUUGAUGAUACUGUUCUCAAGGGUUGGGAACAGCCGGUUAGCAUGACUCUUAAUCCCAUUCUUCGGUUUGCUGCUUGGCUAAGGAAUGUCAAGAAGGAGCUAAGGAAAUGGAAUAAAGAGUGUGUUGGUGAUGUUUUUGCUGCGGUGAAGGCUGCAAGUGCUGAUUUGAAUCAGAUUCAAUGUAACCUUGGUGCACACCCUGAUGACCCAAAUUUGGUUUUCUUGGAGACUCAAGCUAAGGUGAAAUUGUGGGAAGCUUUGGCCGUUGAAGAAAAAUUUUUAAAAGAGAAAUCCAUGGUAAAACACAUUUAG